Molecule: messenger RNA, 1574 nt
Organism: Syngnathus typhle (broad-nosed pipefish)
Lineage: Eukaryota; Metazoa; Chordata; Actinopteri; Syngnathiformes; Syngnathidae
Product: gastrula zinc finger protein XlCGF8.2DB-like
Exons: 3
Coding region: 159-1175 (338 amino acids)
Biological process (GO): regulation of DNA-templated transcription
Molecular function (GO): RNA polymerase II cis-regulatory region sequence-specific DNA binding; DNA-binding transcription factor activity, RNA polymerase II-specific
Source: RefSeq, a predicted model, not a curated record
AAAUGACAUCAUCAUUACGUAGCAGGAAGUAAACAAAAAACUACGGAACCCCGCUUGGUUUAAGCACUCAAACAGAAGCUUAUCCCCUUCUAUUUGGCUGCAUCAAAUAAAAACGCAAUUUAUGUGGUGAAUCAGUAACAUAAACUAAGAGCUUGAAAAUGUUUGCAAGGACCACAGCAAAGUACGUGGAGGAAAAGGACCAUAUUCGACUGGAAGAUCUUUGGCUGCAGCCUUAUGUUGUGUUGCACAGAGUAGACAUCAGUGAAGUUAAGCAGGAGGAGCCAGAGCUCACUCAUAUUAAAGAGGAAGACGUGGGCAAAGAGGUCCACCACUUGAAUGAACACAUGGAGCAGACGUUUGUUUGCCUCAUAAGAAAGGAGGAAGAGAUGGAGUGGCCUUGUAUUAAAGAGGAGGAAGAAGACUCCUGCGACAUUAAAAAGGAGGAGGAGGAGGAGGAGGAUAUCUACAAGAUGCCAUCGCCUGGUGUUCUUGUGAAGAGUUUAGAUGAGGGUCAACAUGAGGUGAGCAAAGGGGCGGAGCCUCCAACCUGCAGCUCAAGUCAACAAAUGACCAGAGAAGGUGAUGGAGACCACUGUGAAGGAUCACAAGCAGCUCCAGCAUCAGAUAGUGACGUGACGAGAAACUUUUCCUGCUCAGAUUGUGGCCAUAAAUUCACUCGGAGGGAACAUUUAAAAAGGCACACAAGAAGGCACACUGGUGAGAAACCAUUUUUAUGCUCAGUUUGUGGCCGAAAAUUCUCUGAGCGGGGAGAUUUAAAAAAGCACACAAGGAUUCACACUGGUGAGAAACGUUUUUCAUGCUCAGUUUGUGGACAGAAAUUCUCGGAGGGGGGCCAUUUAAAAGCGCACACAAGAAUCCACACUGGAGAGAAACCUUUUUCAUGCUCAAUUUGUGGCCAAAGCUUUUCAGUGAAGAAAACUUUAACAAGUCAUACAAGAAUCCACACUGGCGAGAAACCUUUUUCAUGCUCAGUUUGCGGCCAAAACUUCUCUCAGGAUGGACAUUUAAAAAGCCACACCAAAAGUCACACUGGCGAGAAACCUUUUUCAUGCUCUGUUUGUUACCGAAGAUUUGUAGUCAAGCGAAGCUUAAAAAGGCAUAUAAGAAUCCACACUGGCGAGAACCCUGUUGCCUGCUCAGACUCUUGCCAAUGAGAAUUCCAAGUGUGUUGGGGAGAUGAGCAAUGAUUUCACCUUCUAUUUGAGUCGUAAUGAAUUUGAGAAUAUAGUUAACCGGCCUCGGGAUGAUAAGAGUUUUGUGAUAUUCAUAAUACUUGAUGUUUAUUUUGCUUUUAGUUGUGGAUUUUAACUAAUUACUUUUAAUUUAUAUUCAGAGCGCGUUGCUUAGUUUCUAUUGGUGUUGAGGCUUUUGAUUUGUUCAGCUUUUCAUUUUUGCCCUCAUUUGUCAAGACUUGUUAAGAAGAAAAAUCAGAAGCAAACGACACUUUUUUUUUUCUUUAAUAGAUGAAUCAAUUUGUGUAGAAAUGCUGAACGACAAAAUAUGGAAGCAUGUGGAAAGCCUUGAAUCAUGAAAUAAAAUGAGAGUGGAUUAUA